Sebastes umbrosus (honeycomb rockfish) is the source of this 4420-nucleotide messenger RNA. It is a transcript of the gene pag1, whose product is annotated as phosphoprotein membrane anchor with glycosphingolipid microdomains 1. Gene Ontology annotation, cellular component: plasma membrane; membrane raft. The transcript has 10 exons. The record is from RefSeq and is a predicted model, not a curated record. The coding region runs from base 422 to 1792 and encodes 456 amino acids. Gene Ontology annotation, biological process: negative regulation of T cell activation; intracellular signal transduction. Lineage: Eukaryota; Metazoa; Chordata; Actinopteri; Perciformes; Sebastidae.
CAGCAGCAGAGUCCUGCUGCCUGGCGGAGCUCACAGAGAGCUGGGCAGAGCAGACUGAAAUGAACAGCUCCGUGUGUCUCUCACGUCCAGUAAAUGUGCGCAGCGUGAAGAAGGGAGACGCAUCGCUGUCUGUGUGAGUCCUCUUCAGACUAAAAUAUCUUUAAUGUGACACCGGGAGGCUUCAGACGGAGGAUACAGACGCACUAAACACAUCUAAAGCACUUUCUGUUCAACCAGCCGCUGAAUGCAGAUUGUUUUUGGAGGAUAGACUAGCCCUGUUUGUCUGAUUUCAAGAGGACAACUUCAAGUUUCGGAUCCGAUCAACAGUCCUAAACACAAAGGCGAGGCCGACCUGACUAAUCAUCCGAGGUGUCAAGCCGGUACCAGUCCGAUGUCCUCUCCCCCCACAGUGUGAUGCGUCAUGGCUCCGGUGCUGCUGAGUGGAGUGUGGUGGGGGCCGGAGGCGGGUGUCGUCGGGUCGGGGGCGGCAGCUGCUACGGGGGUGGCGUCGUGGCUGGGCAGCGGGCAGCUGGUCCUGGUCGUCACCCUCAGCGUCCUCACCGCCCUGCUGCUGGUCUCUGUGCUGAUGCUGCUGUGUGCUAGCUGCCAGGGGCAGAAGAAGGCAGUCAACGGACAUCCAGCAGGAGACCAUGAGAACCUCAUGAAUGGAGUGUCAGAGAAAGAGACGAUCAGCCAAUCAGCAGACAGUCCAGUGACGGACGUGGCUAUAAGCAGCUCUCAUAAUGGUCCUCUAACCAGCGGUACAAUCCUCACGGACACACAGGACACCAGUCCCCAGCCGUCAGAGGAGAUGCUCUCCAGCCAAUCAGAGCUCAGGUCCUCCAAGUGUCCUCAGGACCGGGAGCUUCCCAGCAUUCCUCCCAACAACGCCCUUAUAGGGGACGGACCCCCAGCCUCAGGGGACAGCACCUAUGAGGUGGUGAAGGAGAUUGCGGUGGCGUCACGUGACGUCAGCGUGGAAGACUCCCUGUACGAGACGGUGAAGGAACUCAAAGACUCCCCUCCGGCACAGCUCGGCCUCCCCAACGGUACCGUCCAGCAGAGCCCCGAUGUACCUCCCCAUCAUCCCCCCCCCCUCCUCAACGGCCACCUCAGCCCCUCCACACCUGAGCGGGGGCCCCUGUGCGCGGGGGUGGAGUACGCCUCCAUCGACCUGAAUAAGAAGAGCCGUCACAGCGCCGACAUGGAGGCCAAACGGCGCUCCGAAAACGCCAGCGUUCCCUCCCACAAGCCUGUGGAGGAACCAGAGGACUUACCUCCGCCGGUACCAGAGAAGGUUCUGGAUGAAAAUGACAACCAGCCGAUGGUGAUGAACGGGCUGGUCGGGGUCGGGAUGCACAAUGGAGAGUUACACUCCCCUCUGUCUCCUGCGCCAGGCCUCGACAACCACAUUCUGUCAGACAAUGAGUCAGCAGUGUACUCGACAGUCAACAAAACAAACUGUGACGGUGCGGUGAGCGAGGAAGACAAAGAGCACGACUACAGCAGCAUCGCCGAGAUCAAAGGUCUCGUCACGGCGUCCUCCUCCAGCGACCUCUACGCCACCGUCCGAGAUAUCUACGCCCAGCCCGACGAGCCACAGCCGGGGGAGUACCCCGCCUUGGACAGCACAGAUCCCGGCUACGAAACCAUCCGCAUUCCAAAGACUAGUAGCUCGGAUGACGACUGCAGGGGCGGGCUGGGAGCGGAGGGGUCAGACGCCGCCAAGGCGGAGCCCGACUACGAGAGCGUCGGAGAGUUGGGUCUGGGCCGGGAAAUGUCCCGUCUCUGAGUUUUCCCCCUCAUGUGUGGCGGCGUGGGAGAAGACGUCACUGUAGUGCUUUGAACCUGCUACCAAGCAUGCUUUUGGUGCAUGACUCGGGGGUGGAAAACGGCUCACCACAGCAUCCAUCAUAAACGCAUGAGUGUCCUCUCUACAGCUUGGGUACGGUUUAUCAUAUCUGAACUUUUAAUUUAUCAAACACAGUGAAUGUCAAUGGUACUGGUAGGCCUAGUAGAACAUGAACUGUAGUACCUCAGUCAUUGGGCAUUAAUCAUGCGGAUGAGUGCACUUUGGAUCAUCGUUAAAUUCAAUAUCAUGGACACAUUUAACAACACUUUAUUGUGGAAAAAAAGAUCAAAUAAAUAAACGUAUCAAAUACAUAUCCAAUCACAAUGCACAUGCAGCAUUUGAAGGGUCAGCUGAGGACACGAUCAGUGCCUGUGAUAUAAAAAAAUAAGAUACCAAGAAUUCAGUGCCAUAUAAUCAUUCAUGCACUUACUGUACAUAUGAAAGUUAUUUGUAUGCUCCUUCUGCAGCUGCUAGUGACUUUCUAGCUUCUUCUUCUAGGUGACUCAUGUUUUAUUGAGGUGUCAGAUGAUGUAUUUCUAGCUGUUCUUUGUCAGGUUCCGCAGCAACUUCACUGAGCUUUCCCUGCUUGAAAUUCCUGUGAAUGAAUUCAAGGCACGGAAAGCAAAAGCCAGUCAGAUCUGUGACCAAACGGCUAGUUGAAACAAUUCGAUAGAUUUCGCCAUCAAAUGACUUUUUGACAGCUAUAUAUGUUCUUUUUUUUUUUUUUUAAGAGACGAGGAAAGGAAGACGGGUUCACAGGAGCUUGAUGUUUCAUACAUUUUGAAAGCGUUUUUAGACGUUUUACAGUCCAUGUCAAUAUUUUUUUGUGAAAUUCAUAUUUAUUUGAAGACGCGUAUUGUUGUGUAAUUGUGAAAUGUUACAGAGUAUGUCUGUGAGAGGAAAGUAAAUAGAGUUUUCUAGCAUUUUUAUUAAGAUACUAAAUGAAAGUGAGUUGUGAGGUAAUGACAGUUGUAAAGGUACGCUUUUUCCCCUGACUUUUUUUUUCAUUUCAAUUAAUUUUUUUAAAAAAUACAUGUUUUCUUUUUUUGUCAUUUGCACAGGGGACAAAACAAAUUUAAAAGAGGUGUAAAGUGAUGAAACUACACGACAAAUUUGCAUUAUUAAUACAAAUCCAUUGAUAUAUGUAUUUUUUUGGUUGUCACAUUCUUUUGGUACAGUAUACAGCCUUCAGUUGGUGUCCCAGAUGAUUUUAAAGCACAAGGUUUAAUAUCAUGGUACUGCAUUUAUAUUCAGCUUAUCACAAUCCAGCUACAGCUCUGCACAAUUUGAAUAUCUAAUGCUUUUUAUCUUACUAUAGUAGCGCUCUGAGAAAACCGUAUGUGUCUGUUUGUAGCUUGUACUGACGACAUGCCAACCAAGGCUUGUAUAUACUGAGAGCACUAUUUUAACCAACUGUUACUCGCUGGAAGUUUUAUGUAAGCUUUUACUUAUUUGUAUGUCUGUUAAGAGCACUGAUGUAUGUCUGCCUUGUUUUGAGGAAAACAUGUUGUCCAAUGGCUUUUUUAUCUUAUUGUACCUCAAAGUUGUCAAAAUAGCUUUUGAGUUCUGAGAUGAAGUAACCAUUUAGAAAUAUGGUACAAUGUUUUGGUACAUGCGUUUUAAGAAAUAGUGAGUGUGGUACUUUUAUUUUUUUUAAGAAAACCUGAAUUAAUGUGUCAAUAUUUUGGUGUUUGUUUUCAAAUUUGACAGGGCCAGUGCUUUUUUGCUGUAAAUAUAUCUGUUACUGCUACAGUAUCUCCCGUCUUUGCAGAAAAAUUGGUGUCAUCUGUUUCCACCCACAUCCAAAUAUUACAGCAUCUCCAGCCUUCGUUCGUGUUUCAUUAGACAUGCAGGAGCUUGUUGGUGGUUCAGACAAAGACAGCUAGCCCGCGCUGACUGCUAUUAGAUUCAUAAAUGAUAUCACACAUUUGAAAUGCUGUAACAUCUCCCAGCAACGCUAAAGGGAAAGAGGGUUUUAAAUGCAAUCCACUCCUAGUAUUUUAUGAACGAAAAUGCAUAAAUUAAGUAUUUGUUCAUUUCUGCAAAGACGUAAUUAUCACUGACAUUUACACUCCCAAAAAAUGAGUACAUGUUUCCUACCAAGUGAUGUGGCUGUGUAUCAGGGUGGUGCCAUCAUUUAGAUAUAAUGUUGUUCACAGAAAUGACCUCUAAGGAAAUUAUCCAUCAAACGGGGUGUUUUAGUGCCAAAUCUAACCAGGACAACACACAGUUAAUAGACACUUGCCUAAAAUUACUUAUUCUCUCUAGCUGUCUAUCUCAGUCUUAUAAAAACACACACAUUCCCCUUCAGGGAAUUGGGGUGUGGUGGGGGUUCCUCUCCUUCAGCUCCGCUACUCCCAUAAUGAGACCAUUUGUUCCCCAUACAACCAGCAGACAACUCUAUGGUGACACCUCCCUUUGAUCACAGGGCGAAGCCUGUUUUGGAAGUUAUGGCCACAUCUGUCACUCCACUCUGUCCGGUUUCCAUUCCCUGCAUGUAAAUAUUUGAUGACAUGAAUUGUUCUAUUAAAAAAAUAUAUAUAUAUAUAUAUAUAUAUAAUAAAUUGU